AUGACGUCGACACCGACUCCAUCAAAGAACGAAAAGCAAGAAAAUGUAUUUGUAAGUUUUGAAUAAACUAGAAGUCUUAAUCUGCUUUAUAAAUAUUUUCAGUUGACCGAAAAGAAUGAUUUGACAAAACUAAAAUUUUACCAUGGAGUUCAAACAAAAGAAGACGCUCAAAAAAUAUUGAAAGAUUUUCCAAUCGGUUACUAUCUGAUUCGCUCGUCAUUUCUCAAAAACGAAGUUCGUUUGGUGCUUUUUCUAAGUGUCAAAGUAACCGACAAAGAUCUAAAUGCUCAUCAUUAUUUGAUUGAAUCAAAAGGAAGUGAUUUUGUUAUUCAUCAAGAAGUUGUCGAUGAAAAUGCCGAAAAGAAAACUGUUGUCUCACCUCCCUUUAAAGAUUAUGAUGAAAUGGCAAAAUAUUUUCGAUUACAUCGAAUGGCUUCAGGUAUUCGAUUGUGUCGCCCAGUUUAUCGACCAAAAUGGCAACUUCGACAUUCGGAAGUGAAUUAUGAAGAUGCGGGAAAACUAGGAUCUGGCAAUUUUUGUCAUGUUUAUCGUGGAAAAUUAACAAGAUCCAGUACAAAAGAGGAAGAUGUUGCGAUAAAAGUGUCAAAAACAACUGAAAAUGAUUCGGCAGCUUUGAUGGAAACAAGAAAUGCAUUAUUAGCUGAAGCAAAAAUAAUGAUAACAUAUAAUCAUUCAAAUGUCAUCAAAUUAUUCGGCAUCGCUUGCGAUCAUCCACCAUUUAUGGUUUGUAUGGAAUUUUGUAUUGGUGGAAGUUUGGAAAGUGCACUUUUGAAGUAUGGAAAUGAGAUGGAGGAAUUCGAAAGACAGACAUUAUUGAUUGAUGCGGCACGGGGAAUGAGAUAUUUGCAUGCGCAGAAAUGUGUGCAUCGAGAUUUGGCGUCGAGAAAUUGCUUGAUUUCAUCUGAUGGUUUUGUCAAAAUUGCCGAUUUUGGAUUGAGUAAAACACUUGGAGCAAAUGAAACUGUUUUCAAAGAAGCUCUUAAAGAAGCGCCAUUAGUGUGAGUUUUUGAAAAUUUUCGAAAUUUCUUUUCGAAAAAAAAAGAAUGCUAUGCUUAUUUUAUAUCACAAAUCCUCGAUUUUCUCCAGUGCCACGUGGAUUUCCUAACAAAAAAUUUUCUGUUAGAAAAUUUCAAUUUUGAGCUGAACUGAGCUUCUAAGCUUUGAACUGAGCUCCUGAACUCUGAACUUAGCUUCUUAACUUUGAACUGAGCUUCUGAACACUCUUAACUGAAUUUGAAAUUUACGAAAAUUCUACAAUUACUGAAAUUUACGAAAAUUCUACAAUUUACUACUCCUUCCUAAAAUCAUUUUUUUAUAGUUGGAUGGCUCCAGAAUGUGUUCAAAAAGAAUCGGAAUUUUCAAUAAAAAGUGAUGUUUGGGCAUUUGGUGUAUUGAUUUAUGAAGUAUAUUUCAAUGGUUUAAAACCGUUCGCUGAUGAAAAAGACACUGGAAUUGUUGUCAAAGCAAUUCGACGCGCAAAAAUGCCAUUAAUCGAAGAAAAAACGAAAGAACCAAAAAUGAACCACGUGUUAUCAUCAAUUUGGAUACGAAAACCAGAAGAACGAGCAGAUUUUCAAAAAGUAUUAGAACUAUUAGUUGAUGCACUUGUUGUCGCAAAUAUGGCGGAUGUGAAAAAAAUGCAAAUCAAUAAAUUGGAUGGGGUAAAUCGCAAAAAGUUGCCGAAUAUUGAGACGGAUAAAGCAGAUGAAAUUGCGAUGGCUUUUAGUUAUAAUGAAGCAAAUGAUUCGGGAAGAAAUAGUCGAAAAAGGGAGAAAACAUCGAGAAGAAAAUCGAAGAGAAGAGGAGAAAAUACGGCGAAAACUGAGACAAGAGCAACAAGAACACCACAAACAUCCAAUACGAAAAUUCGAAAAUCUCCAACUACUUAA
Molecule: messenger RNA, 1910 nt
Organism: Caenorhabditis angaria
Lineage: Eukaryota; Metazoa; Nematoda; Chromadorea; Rhabditida; Rhabditidae
Source: the annotation of a GenBank genome assembly